Molecule: messenger RNA, 1356 nt
Organism: Zingiber officinale
Lineage: Eukaryota; Viridiplantae; Streptophyta; Magnoliopsida; Zingiberales; Zingiberaceae
Product: serine/threonine/tyrosine-protein kinase HT1-like
Exons: 3
Coding region: 16-1245 (409 amino acids)
Biological process (GO): protein phosphorylation
Molecular function (GO): ATP binding; protein kinase activity
Source: RefSeq, a predicted model, not a curated record
GACUCUUCGUACUAGAUGGGCUUCUGCUUUCCGGCGGUAAUCUUGAGGCUGAGGCUCGGAAAGAGGAGUCAUGGCGGGUCUAGUAUCACCCUCCCCUCAUCCUCUUCGUCUCCUCCCCUUCCUUCCUCGUCCUCGUCCUACUCUCGGUGGUUAUUAGUGAGGAGGAAACCGUUGCCGCCGCCCACAGAAAUGGAGGUGAUGGAGAAGAGGAGGUGGGACAGCUUAGAGUCUUGGUCCAUGCUCUUGGACCUGCAGGGCAAUGGAUCAGAUCAAGGCAAUGACAAUAAUAAUGAUUGGGAGGGCGUCGGUCAGAGGGAGGAGUGGAUGGCUGAUCUCUCGCAGCUCUUCAUCGGCAACAAGUUCGCUUCGGGAUCCAACAGCAGGAUUUACAGAGGAAUCUACAAACAAAGAGCCGUCGCCAUAAAGAUGGUCAGGAUUCCAGAGCAGGACCAGCAGAAGAAGACGAUCCUAGAGAAGCAAUUCAACUCCGAGGUCUCCUUCCUCUCCAGGCUAUAUCAUCUAAACAUCGUUCAGUUCAUAGCAGCUUGCAAGAAGCCGCCAGUGUACUGCAUCAUCACAGAGUACAUGUCCCAGGGAACUCUGAGGAUGUACCUCCACAAGAAGGAGCCCUACUCGUUGUCGACGGAGACCAUCUUGAGGUUGGCCCUGGACAUAUCGAGGGGGAUGCAGUACCUCCACUCUCGAGGCGUCAUUCACCGCGAUCUCAAGUCGCACAACUUGCUCCUCAACGACGAGAUGAGGGUGAAGGUGGCCGACUUCGGCACCUCCUGCCUGGAGACGCAAUGCAAGGAGUCCAAGGGGAACAUGGGGACUUACAGGUGGAUGGCUCCCGAGAUGAUCAAGGAGAAGCCCUAUACGAAGAAAGUAGACGUUUACAGCUUCGGAAUCGUGCUGUGGGAGCUCACCACUGCUCUCGUUCCCUACCAGGGCAUGACCCCCGUCCAAGCUGCCUACGCUGCUUCCGAGAAGAAUCUCAGACCACCACUCUCGACGACAAGCUCUCCGGUGCUCAACGGUCUCAUCAAGAGAUGCUGGUCUGCGAACCCAUCGAAAAGGCCGGACUUCAAUUACAUCGUCUCGAUUUUGGAGAAGUACGAUGAGUGCCUCAAGGAGGGUCUUCCGAUUAUGGUGGUGCAUCAGGAGCUGAGAUUUGGGGCUUCACUCUUCGAGCUCUUGAAAGGCUGCAUGGCCACCACCACUUCAUCGAUUCCAGUUCAAGCCUGAAAACAUUUGUUAAUUCUAGUUUUUCACUAAUUAAUUUCUGAAAUAUAAUUAUUCAACAUCUAGGUCUGUCUGUUGUGCAAUUAACAUCAAUGAGGAAUUAAUAAACAGAUC